Drosophila gunungcola (fruit fly) is the source of this 1394-nucleotide messenger RNA. RefSeq names its product brachyurin. Gene Ontology annotation, molecular function: serine-type endopeptidase activity. The coding region runs from base 29 to 835 and encodes 268 amino acids. The record is from RefSeq and is a predicted model, not a curated record. Gene Ontology annotation, biological process: proteolysis. The transcript has a single exon. Lineage: Eukaryota; Metazoa; Arthropoda; Insecta; Diptera; Drosophilidae.
UCCCUCAGUUAUUUUUAAUCGAGGUACGAUGAUGAAACUAUGGGUCUGUGUCCUGCUGGCCUCGUCCUGUGCGGCUGUUCCCUUUAUUAACGAUGUGGAGCCAUUUAUUACCAAUGGAGAGCUGGCCGAGGUGGGUCAGUUUCCCUAUCAGGCGGGCCUAAACAUCUCCUUUGGGAACUGGAGCACCUGGUGCGGAGGCACCCUGAUCUCACACUACUGGAUUAUCACAGCGGCCCACUGUAUGGAUGGGGCUGAAUUUGUAACGGUCUAUUUGGGUGCCAUCAACAUCAACGAUGACGAGGAGGUGGGCCAAAAGAGAAUCGUGGUGCAGAAAGCGGGCAUAAUCGUGCACUCCAACUACACGGCCAGCACGGUGGUCAACGACAUCUCCCUUAUUCGGCUGCCCAUCUUUGUCAGCUUUAGCGAUCGCAUUCGGGCGGCCAAUCUUCCGCGUCGUUUGAACGGCGUCUUUCCCACCUACGAAUCCGUUCGGGCUAUUGCCUCCGGCUGGGGAAGGGAUAGCGACGCCUCCCAAACAGUCUCUCCCGUGCUGAGGUACGUGGAGAUGCCCGUCAUGCCGCAGGCACUGUGCCGGAUGUACUGGAGCGGAGCCGUGUCCGAGAACAUGAUCUGCAUGAGCACCACCAAUGGCAAGUCCACCUGCCACGGCGAUUCCGGCGGACCGCUGGUCUAUAAGCAGGGCAACUCCAGCUAUCUGAUCGGGUCCACCUCCUUCGGGACCACCAUGGGCUGCCAAGUGGGAUUUCCUGCCGUCUUCACGCGCAUCAGCAGCUACUUGGAUUGGAUCCUGAAGCACAUAGUCGCCCACAUCUGAAGGUGUGUCCCUAUAUAAUGUUGUCCUUGCAGAACGAAAGUUUCCUUUCUAUGAUUUCAAGCUUUAGGAUAAUAAAAUAUACUAAUUGUUUGAAAAACGUGAGGGCUAUAAGAUUUUCUAAACUUGACUCUUAAGACUUUUUAUCAAAUAACAAUAAUAAUAGUAAUAUCUCUUCUACAAUGGAUCUGUAUUUCUUUUAUACUCAUAUCCAAAGAAAUUUUUGAAUUGCUUAAGAAAAUAGUUAGAGUUAUACAAAAUAUUUUUAAUUAAAUUCCAUAUUAAAACAAAAGAUUACGAUGAAACAUUUAUAUCUCGGCAAUGUGUUUUAAACAGUCAUUUAAGAUUUAAUAUAAGAUUAUAUAUUUUUCAAUCAGGGCCACCAAAACGAACAAUAUAGACAUCUCUGAAUGCACGUAAAUUAAUGCAGUAGAAUAUGUUUCAAACCACAUGAGAAAUGCAUAUCACUUACAUGUUUUUGUUCCAUUUCAGCAUAUUUAAUAACCUUUAAUUUGAAUCAAACAAAAGUUGACCAAUCUCAUAAUAAAAAGACAAAACUUGA